This is a messenger RNA of Ostertagia ostertagi, 846 nucleotides long. The record is from the annotation of a GenBank genome assembly. Lineage: Eukaryota; Metazoa; Nematoda; Chromadorea; Rhabditida; Trichostrongylidae.
AUGAGGCGUAUGAAUGACUUCAAUCUUAUGACCGAGUUUGUGGUUCAGAAUCCACUUGGCCGUAAUAGAUACAAGGAUGUUGGUUGUCUCGACAAUUUUCGGGUCAUACUUACCAUUGGAAAUGUACAAUACAUUCAUGCAAACUAUGUUUCCACACCAGUCAGUGCGAAAAGGUUCAUUUGUACUCAGGCUCCUCUACCCAAGACCUGUCCUGAUUUUUGGAACAUGGUCGUUCAAGAGAAAAGUGUGGCUAUACUCAUGUUGUGUAAUUUUAUUGAACAGAAUGCAAAAAAGUGCGCGGAAUAUUUUCCCACACAGGAAGGACCUCCUAUGGCUUUUGAGGGCGACGUAUAUGUGUCGUUUAGAAAGCAGGAGAUGUUCAACUUUCCUUUCGAAACCCGUGUUCGGGUUCAGAUUACCCAUUUGGAUGUGACCGUUCCCGGACAACCUAUACAUACUUGUGCCCACUAUCACUGGUUAGAUUGGCCAGAUCGAGGUGUUCCUGAGGCUGACUUGGCACCGGUAGCACUACUUGGUAAACUUAAGGACAGUAUAACUCCGAUAAUUGUUCACUGCUCGGCAGGCAUUGGCAGAACCGGCUCAAUAGUGCUCAUUCAACACGCCUUGGAACUUCUGCAGCGGAAUCAACCUUUAUUGGAGAUCUCCACGUAUUUGUUGGAGUUACGUAAACAAAGAAAUAAUAGCAUACAGACAGAACAUCAAUACCUAUAUAUUCAUCAAGUUUUAUUGUUGUACCUGAAACACGCCAAAUAUCUGGAUGACAGCGUAACACCGCAUCUGGAGGCGUUUGCGAAAGAUUACGCUAAAGCCACCAAAGGAUUCUGA